GGUGACUCGGAGGGGGAAAAGUAGGGAAGAGAAAAUUAUGAGCCACCCCACUAUUGUGGAUUUGUGGCGUUGUGGGUGCUCUAAGAUUCCUCAUUUUCUUAUUUUAAGCAAUUGAUUCCAAAGGAAAACAACUCUAAAGAACCGGCCUAGAUUUCGUUGUUUGAAAAGGAGAAGAAUAUAAAUCAAAUUUUAUUCUGGGUUUCUCGUUGCUUAGGCGCUGUAUUUUGCUCAGUUUUGUAGAGAGAAAAGCAAGAAGUCGUGAUGAAGAUCACGGCAAUUGUGGUUCUGAAAUGCGGGUCAAGUGAAGAAAAUCCGAUAAUCUUAGCAAAUGCAUCGGAUGUGAGUACUUUCGGGUUCUUUCAGAGAUCCAGCGUUCGUGAAUUCAUCGUCUUCGUCUCUCGUACUGUUGCCAAACGCACCCGUCCUGGCCAACGUCAAUCUGUUCAACAUGAAGAAUACAAGGUGCAUGCUUACAAUAGAGGGGGCCUUUGUGCACUGGGUUUUAUGGAUGACCCCUACCCAGUCCGGAGUGCAUUUUCGCUGCUAACCCAGGUGUUAGAUGAAUACCAAAAGGCAUUUGGUGACUCAUGGAAAGGUGUAAAUUCUGAUAGCACACAACCAUGGCCUUAUUUGAAUGAGGCUUUGGCCAAGUACCAGGACCCAGCUGAAGCUGACAAGCUACUGAAGAUUCAAAGGGAGCUGGAUGAAACUAAGAUUAUUCUUCAUAAGACAAUUGAUAGUGUCCUAGAGCGUGGUGAAAGGCUGGAUAGCUUGGUAGAAAAGAGUUCUGAUCUUAGUGCUGCAUCACAGAUGUUCUACAAGCAAGCAAAAAAGACCAACUCUUGCUGUACAAUAUUAUGAGUUUUUGUAGAGACUAAUGCUACCUUGACAGAUCAACAUACAAAUGUGGAGACGAUGAAGAAUGGGGACUUUCAUCUGUUCAUACAAAUCACCUAUUACAUUAUGUGGAAUGGAAUUCGUGAAAUUUAUUUUUAAGUUGUAAUUUUAAUGUGUGAUCCACUACAUAUGUGUAUAUCUCUUUAUAAGAUUUGUUCGGCAUAAUAGUCUGGUCUGGUCUGAUUUAAUCUGAUCUCAAAGCUUUAAUUA
Molecule: messenger RNA, 1107 nt
Organism: Chenopodium quinoa (quinoa)
Lineage: Eukaryota; Viridiplantae; Streptophyta; Magnoliopsida; Caryophyllales; Amaranthaceae
Product: VAMP-like protein YKT61
Exons: 7
Coding region: 262-861 (199 amino acids)
Biological process (GO): endoplasmic reticulum to Golgi vesicle-mediated transport
Cellular component (GO): Golgi apparatus; membrane
Molecular function (GO): SNAP receptor activity
Source: RefSeq, a predicted model, not a curated record